CAGCGACUACAGAAGUGAACCUGAGAGCACCGAAGAUCAACAUGAGUCUGACCCUAUAAGAAACUGAAGGGUCGAUGAUUAUGUGAGCUGCAGGAAUCCAAUGGAACUGUUUUCUGACAGGAAGCAGCUUACAGACCUUAGGCAGCACUUGGGAUGCAGAGGGAACUUGCCUGUUUGAUUCACUUGAGACUUAGAUCCAUGGAAUCAGAUGAACCACAAGGCGAAGUCUACAGUCUUUACUUGCUUAUUGGAAUUCACUUUUAACUUGUCAGACAGUGGACUGGAAGUGUUGGUAUAAUGGAACAUUGUUGUCAGUUAUGUGAAGUAUUUAGUAGAGCCGACUGUAUGCAGAUGAUUGACAGGUGCUGGAAAAUGUGUAAAUAACAUGCCAAAUGUAUAUCGGAUUGCUGUGAAAAGGAGACCAAAACUGACACUUUAGAUAACAGGUUUUAAAAAAAACAAUUUUCAAAGAGCAGAGGACUUGUCGACUCAAUGAAGCAAGGUGGUUCUAGACAGAACCGGCCCCUCUCCCCGGGCCUUGAUCAGUCAUGGGCUGCAAUUACGAGGAGUACCACACAUCUCCGUCUCAACUCGUUGGACUUCUCUGAUCUCUGGGACGAGGAAGACCUGGAGCUGGAUAGUUCUGAGGAUGAUGGAGGACUGCCAGGGGAAAGUAUCCAUGAGACAGAUGAGGAAAUUCAUUCUUUAGCGUCCGAUCCUCCUCUACCACCCAUUGCCCCUCCUCUACCUCCAGCCAUCCUGCUUUCUUGCCCCAGCCCUGCUAAGGGCCGAACGCUGAGGCUCCACUGGAAGGAGCUACAGGACCUCCCUUUGCUGCCCAGGGUGACUCGUUUUGGUGCUCAAACCAUUUGGGCAGGGCUGGAACCAGUUCACCUGGACACCAACAGGCUGAAGUACCUGUUUGAAAGCAAAACCAACAGCACCAUCAGAACUAUCCUGAAGGGACAUCAGAAACAGACAUGCAUCUCGCUGUUAGGAGUGAAACGAAGCAACAUCAUCACCAUUGCCCUGAGCAGCCUUCCCGCUCCUCACCUCCUGCCCCCUGCCAUAGUCAGCAUGGACUGCUGUGUGUUGGACAGAGAGGACCUGCAGAAGUUGCAGGCCCUAGUCCCAAGUGAAGAGGAGUUGUGCAUGAUCAGGGAGGCCAAAUCCCAGUCUCCACACUCUCCUCUGGGUCCUGCUGAGUACUGCCUUCUUACACUGGGCAGCAUCCCUCACCUGAGUGAGAGGCUUCAGCUUUGGGCUUUCACGAUGGAUUACGACAGCCUAGAAGGAGAAAUAGCUGAGCCUCUCUACAAGCUAAAGCUGGCCAUGGAACAGUUAGCAUCCAAUCAUACUUUCCGGUGUAUUUUAGCGACAGUGCUAGCCAUUGGCAACUUUCUCAACGGAUGUAAGGCUCGUGGUUUUGAGUUGAGCUACUUGAGUAAGCUGUCCCAGGUUAGGGACACACACAGCCGCCAGCCGCUGCUGCACCAUGUUUGUGUGUUACUGCUGCAGCUAUACCCCCAGUCCACAGACCUGUACUCUGACAUCACUGCUGUUACAUGCGUUAGCAAGUGUGACUAUAUACAGGUCCAGACCAAUCUUACCCAACUAGAAUCUCACUGUAAGACAUCCUGGGAGCAAUUGCAAGUGCUGCAACGAGAUGCGGAGCGGGGAUCCUGUGGCGGUGGGGCAGAAAUUGCCCUCAGAAAGCAAAUCCCCAGCUUCCUGAAAGAAUGUGAGGAGAGGCUCAGUGUUCUGAGGGCUGUCCAUCGCAGAGUCAUUAACAGGUUCCACUCAUUCCUAUUGUUCCUGGGAUACCCGCGUGCUUCUGUGAAGGAGACUGCUCCUGAGGACUUCUGCAAAACGGUCAGUGACUUUGCCCUGGAAUAUCGGACUACUCGCCAGGCGAUCUUACAGCAGCGUGAGAGAGAGAAGGAGAGGCAAGGACAGAAGGUCACUACUACCCCAAGUGAAACCACUUCACAGGAGUAUCUGGAGCACUACAGGCUGCAGGAGGUCCUGAAAACACCUGAACCUGUGAGACGUGUUGAUCCCGCUCUUCCUCGACACCGAAGCAAGAGGGCCAAUACGCCAGGCUUGUCAUUUCAUAGACUGAAGUGGUGAGGAGUGACAAAUGUCCAGCUGUCCCCAAGUCUUGGUUUCUCAGAGCUCCAGCAGAAUCAAAUGGAAGAAAAGAAGAAUCAUCCAGGGCAAAUGAUGUCCACUGGGAUAAUAGGCAGGUUGAGAACUGUGCACUGUGAAACCCAUCUCCGUGGAGCAAACACUAGGUCCAUGCGGAAUGCCUCCAACAGUGCGUUGCCUGGAGGCUUGGGUGGGUGCGCUCAUAGUUUAUUUCGUGAGGGACACUGCGAAAUCCUUGAAACACCAACAUGCGUGCUGCUGAUUGUUCAAAAAAGCAUGUAACAAUCCUCAUGACACUCUUCUCAUCUUCCAUGAACCUCUGCAACUUAAAACAGAAAUACUUAUACAUACCAAAUACAUAUCAAUGCGCAUACCUACAGCAUUAACAUGAUCAAACAGGUAGGCAAACUUAGUUACACAAACACAUACAGUAAGAUACAUGGGGGGAUAACAAUAUCCACACACUUUUCACUAUAGAAUAGCCAAAGUUAGUUUAGAUAGGUACUGUUCACCAAA
Messenger RNA from Scleropages formosus (Asian bonytongue), 2664 nucleotides. Its product is annotated as FH1/FH2 domain-containing protein 1. The transcript has 9 exons. Gene Ontology annotation, cellular component: cytoplasm; cytoskeleton. Gene Ontology annotation, molecular function: actin filament binding. Gene Ontology annotation, biological process: cortical actin cytoskeleton organization. The coding region runs from base 493 to 2130 and encodes 545 amino acids. NCBI's taxonomy places the organism in Eukaryota, Metazoa, Chordata, Actinopteri, Osteoglossiformes, Osteoglossidae. The record is from RefSeq and is a predicted model, not a curated record.